Molecule: messenger RNA, 2164 nt
Organism: Sorex araneus (European shrew)
Lineage: Eukaryota; Metazoa; Chordata; Mammalia; Eulipotyphla; Soricidae
Gene: CASP9
Product: caspase 9
Exons: 9
Coding region: 104-1342 (412 amino acids)
Biological process (GO): regulation of apoptotic process; proteolysis
Molecular function (GO): cysteine-type endopeptidase activity
Source: RefSeq, a predicted model, not a curated record
GCGGGGGCCGGCCCCGGGGCGGGUCUGGAGGCCCGGGCCGGGCCCUGGGACUUCAGGCCCGGAAGCAGUGGCCGGCUGCCCGCGUCCCUGUCGUGGGUCCGCGAUGGACGAAGCCGAUCGGCAGACCCUGCGGCGGUGCCGGGUACAACUGGUUCGUGAACUGCAGGUAGAUUCGCUCUGGGACCCUCUGCUGAACCACGAGCUCUUCACCCCCGACAUGAUCGAGGACAUCCAGCAGCAUGCAGGUUCUCGGCGCGAUCAAGCUAGACAGCUGAUCACAGAUCUGGAGACCCGAGGGAGUCAGGCCCUUCCUUUGUUCAUCUCCUGCCUGGAAGACACAGGCCAGAACAAACUGGCCACCUCCUUGAGAAACAGCCGCCAGUCAUCAGCGAGGAAUCCUGAGACCAUCCGACCCCUGGACCCUGGGCCUCGGGUGCUUGAACCUAUCAAACUCAAGUCUGAGGUGCUCAGGCCAGUGGACCUUGGUCCUAGAGGAAUCAGUGAUGCCCGUGUGCCUGAUAAAUCGAGGGGAGAUGCCAAUUUGGUCUAUGUGCUGAAUGCAGACCCAUGCGGCCACUGCCUCAUCAUCAACAACGUGAACUUCCUCCCGGAGUCCCGGCUCCAAACCCGCGCUGGCUCCAACAUCGACUGUGAGAAGCUACGCAGACGCUUCGACUGGCUGUGUUUCCAAGUGGACGUGAAGUGUGACCUCACAGCCAAGCAGAUGGAGCUGGCGUUGAUGGAGCUGGCGCAGCGCGACCACCGAGCUCUGGACUGCUGCGCAGUGGCUGUCCUCUCUCACGGCUGUCAGGCUAGCCACCGCCAGUUCCCGGGGGCCGUCUACGGUACAGAUGGGUGUUCUUUGUCUGUGGAGAGAAUCGUGAACAUCUUCAACGGAGCUGUCUGCCCCAGCUUGGGAGGGAAGCCCAAGCUCUUCUUCUUCCAAGCCUGUGGCGGGGAGCAGAAAGACUAUGGGUUCCAUGUGGACUCCACGUCCCCCGAAGACAGAUCCCCUGGUGGUGACUCUGAGGCCGAUGCUGCCCCAUUCCAGGACGACGCAGGGACCUUCGACCAGCCCGAUGCCGUGUCCAGUUUGCCCACGCCCAGCGACAUCUUUGUGUCCUACUCCACCUUCCCAGGCUUCGUCUCCUGGAGGAACACCAGGAGCGGGUCCUGGUACGUGGAGACCCUGGACAGCGUCUUUGAGCAGUGGGCGCCCUUGGAAGACCUGCAGACGCUCCUGCUCCGGGUCGCAGAUGCUGUGUCGGAGAAAGGGGUUUACAAACAGAUUCCUGGCUGUUUCAAUUUCCUCCGGAAAAGACUUUUCUUUAAAACAAAAUGAGGCCAGGAUCCUCCACCUGCCUGCGUUUCUUCUACCCCAGACCUUCCUAUUUUAGGCCGUGGGAGGCGGGAUGUCCCCACAAUUGAGCAAAUGCCAAAAAUUGCUAUUUUGCUCUCUGAUGGAUUCGGAGCCCGUGGAGGGUCUGCUUGUACCCGGUGGGGCUGCCACAGGCCUUUCGUGGCAUCCCAGCGAUGGAGGAAGAAGAGGAGUGGAGCAUUGUCUUGCACAGAGCGCCUCAGCCCCAGCCCCCGGACUCUGGGGCCACUCUUUGCUCUGGCCAGCCUGGCACUGCUGGUGUCUGUAGAGCCUUUACCCACUGGAUGCCAUGGCACAGUUCGAGUCGUGCUGACUGAAAGGUCUUUGGAUGUUGCCACUUUUCCCCUGGGAGGCAGGGUCCCCCACUGGAGAACCACCGGAUUUUCUCUAGAUAAAUCUAGCUUCAGACAAACCAGCUACUCUCUUCAGUCAGCAGGUCUGGAGCAGGGAGUCUGGAUAGCUGGAAUCUGUGAGGUUUUAAAAACAACUCAUUUUCCCAGAUUGUGUGUGUAUGUAAACAUACACAUACAUAUACAUGUGUAUAUAUAUACAUAUAUAUAUACACACACACACACACAUACAUAUACCAGUGGUGCUCAGGCCUUAUUCCUAGCUCUGUGCUCAAGGCUCACUACUGGCAGUGCUCAGGGGGCCAUAUAUGGUACUGGGAUCUAACUGGACUCAGCUGCAAGCAAGGCAAGCUCCUUAGCCUCUGUACUAUUUUUCUCUGGCUCCCCAAGUAUUGCAAUGUUCUUUAAAAAUAAACUGUAGAUGAUUACAAGUUCU